Molecule: messenger RNA, 1315 nt
Organism: Vigna angularis (adzuki bean)
Lineage: Eukaryota; Viridiplantae; Streptophyta; Magnoliopsida; Fabales; Fabaceae
Exons: 7
Coding region: 110-817 (235 amino acids)
Biological process (GO): protein ubiquitination
Cellular component (GO): membrane
Molecular function (GO): ubiquitin-protein transferase activity; zinc ion binding
Source: RefSeq, a predicted model, not a curated record
GAGUAGUGAGCCAACACUGUUACCUUUUUGGAACCCACCCUCGCUUGCACUACUAUUUUCUUUUCUUUCUCCUUUUCUUUUCUCUUCUCUCUCUCUCCCUCUCUCAAAAAUGGUGGACCACUUCAUUGUUUGCAUCGAUCGGAUAAUAGCCUCCACGGCCUGUUUUGGAUCACUGGAUGCAAGAACCUGUGAUCAUGGAGUUGAUCUUAUGAUACCGGUUUCUGACAAUGCUGGAGAAGGGUGUUGCUCUUCUCCAAACAAGUAUGAUGAUGAUGAUGUUGUUGUUGAGUGCAGAAUAUGUCAGGAAGAAGAUCAAGUCCAAGCCAUGGAGGCACCUUGUUCUUGUAAUGGCACUCUCAAGUUUGCUCAUAGGAAUUGUAUCCAGAGAUGGUGCAAUAAGAAAGGAAAUACAAUAUGUGAAAUCUGUAAACAGGAGUUUUCACCAAAUUAUUCUCUUCCACCAGUCAGAAGCAAUGCAAUUACGGCAAUUGAUAUAAGGCAAGAAUCUGGGAAUAAUGCUGAUGUGCAUGUUGAUCUAGCUUCAGCUGAGCACCAGUUGCUGCAAACUGAAUAUGAAGAUUAUGCCAUGUCACAAACCAGUAGCAUUGCUUGCCUACGAUCUACCACUCUCUUGUUGUUGAUAAUUUUGCUUGUACGCCAAGCUUUAAUGGUCACAAAGAACUCCACAACUGGACAAGAUACGUCAAUAAUCUUUAAUCUUGAGAUAUCACUUCUUCAAUUUGCUGGUGUUCUUUUGCCGUGCUAUGCAAUGGCACGAUCCUGGUAUGCGAUACAAAACCGAAGACGACAGGUUUAAGUCAUGUAACAGAUGAUGUUAUCUUCACUGGAUGUCACAAAAUUUGAGCAAUUAUAAGAAGAAACAACAUGCUUUUGCUGUUGUAUAUAUAGACCAUGCCAUGGUAAAAUACCACAAAGUGAAGUGAUGUUUCAGAGCAAUUUUCUGCACCUAUUUCCUCCUGUGGAAAAGGAAUAUCUCAAGUGUGGUACAGUACUACAAAAACGUGAAUAUUAAGCAUUUGGGUAGGAGUGGAGUCAACUUUUUGAGGGGCAAAAAAGCCCAUAGGUCCUUUAUGUUGACAGCAGCAAUUUGUAAUAGUAUCACCUUUUUCAGCCCUUGAUAUUUUGGCACAUCAAACUCAUGCGCCAAUUUACUGUUUCUCAUCAUCAUGGAUUUGUACACUAGCUUAUUUGUAGCUGUAGGAAUAUUUAUAAUUUAUAGUUUUGCUUGGUGUAAUAAGCUUUCUGUAUACUGAAACUAUCAAGUUUCAAUUGAUAAUCUGUUAGCAUUAUAAAA